Messenger RNA from Lodderomyces oxycetoniae, 690 nucleotides. RefSeq lists its product as uncharacterized. The record is from RefSeq and is a predicted model, not a curated record. NCBI's taxonomy places the organism in Eukaryota, Fungi, Ascomycota, Pichiomycetes, Serinales, Debaryomycetaceae. The coding region runs from base 1 to 690 and encodes 229 amino acids. The transcript has a single exon.
AUGACUAUUGAUGUAGAUGCUGUGGAAUUAGAAACAACUACAUCAUUUGGUGAGGGGAAGGAGACUCUUGAACAGCAACUUCUGGGAUUUCCCAUAUACAAGCAAUAUAACAAACUUUACCAAGAGUUUAUUGCUCAAAAUAAAGAAACACUAAGUAUAAAAGAACGUAUUGCCCCAAAUCUCACGGGAUCAACGCUAUCUGGUCCGGAAAAGAUAGAAUAUAGAUCACCAACGUUAUACUUUAUUUCAGAUACCUACUUUGCCUCUCAAGACGAGAUAGCAUUGGAAACCGCACUCGAGAAUAACAAUGAUGAUGAUGAUGCGAAUCUAAACUCUGCAAAUUAUUCAAUCACAUUUUUGUACCUAGGCGACAAGGUAAGUGGACACCACGGUAUAGUUCACGGCGGCUUGCUUGCUACAUUAUUAGAUGAGAUUACUUGUCGUUUGGCGUUUUUGAACUUUCCCAGUAAAAAAGGGUUUACUGCCAAUCUCAACAUUGACUAUAAAAAGCCAACCGUGGUUGAUCUGUGGGUGUGCAUUAAAUGCACAACUUUGAAAAAGCAAGGAAGAAAGUGUUGGGUGAGGGGGGAGGUAUACGUGAUUGAUCCAGAUACAGAAAGUUUGGCGCCGUCACAAGAAAGAUGUGUUGGUAAAGUCUUGAUAAUUGAGCCCAAAGUGGAUUAUCAAUGA